GAUGACGUGAGCAAUCAUAGCAACCAGCAUGGCGACGGAGAAGCUUUGCUCCACCGCUCAUCUGCUUAUUAUAAGCUAACGCUAGCAGAGACUGUUUGUUUCCUUUUAUACGUUACGUUUCAGCGGUAAACAUGUGUACAGCUGUAGUUCCUGGAUUUAUCCAAGCUUUGCCGUCGCUGGCCAAGAGUAUCUCUGAGGAAAAUGGGAUACGAUGAGUAUAACAUCACCAUGGAAUCGAGAAUAGGGAGUGUAUCAUCUGGAAUGGGGUGCAGCCCUGGUGCAAGAGGUCAGACUUUAAAAAGCAGCCCUUUCUGCCCUCGCUCCUCCAGCAAGUUGACACAGUCAAUCGUCAAAGACCACAUGGUGUCUCAUUACAAAAAGGUUUACUCAGCUAAAGCUGCCAUUGAUGCCUCAGUACCCAAAAGCUUGAUACACAGUGUGAAAUACAAUGAUCAGAUCAGACAGGAGCGGUUGAGGAAAGGGGGUCGUCCUCAGUCAGCCCACUCUCUCUCACAGAGGAAUGGCAUAGCCUCCUGCUCCUCAGCCCAGAGUAGAUUAUCUGUGCAGUACGAUGACAGCCACUACCUCUGCUCAAGGAGCUCCACGGUCUCCAGCCCGAGGUUCAACUCCUCCUUCCAUGCCAAGGAGAUUGUUUAUCCAUCGCAGAAAGUCGGUUCCCAGAACCAUUCUCAUCACAUUCGCCCAGCGUCAGAAAGAAUGUACCAUAGCCCGGAGGCACGCAGAAAGCAGUCGGCGUGUUCGCUGGGAGCUUUGGAAGAUCAGAGUUGCUUCAAGACUUUCCAGGACCCUGUUCAGAAGACGUACAGCGGAGACCUGCUCCAGAAACAUUCACAGCGCUUUACCAAAGACAAACCGUUCACCCCUAAGACACUGAAAUCAGAGAAGAGUUCAUACCUGUCACAAUAUCGCUACUACAGAGCACCACGGAGGAAACCUACUCAGGAUGGCACCAACUCAAGAUUGAUGCGACAGGAGACAUAUCAUGGAAGCACAAAAACCAAGGAAUGCACACAGGAAUUUUAUGAGCCAUCUCAGGGAUCUAAUACAGAGCAUGAGUGGUCUGAAGAUGAAUUCAAUGGCACAUAUCUCUCAGCAUCUAGACAACUGAGUCAAGCAAACAAGAGCAGAGACCAGGAUUUCUUUGACUCCUUGUCCAGGGUCUCACAAGAAGGAGGGAAAUCUCCCUUUAUGAGGAGUGUAUCUGCAGAGGAAGAAGAAUUAAUGUACCUCGAGUUCAUUUCAGCUGUAACAGAGGAUAUAUUGUCAAGGGGGCACAUCUCUGACAGGCUCCUAGACCGGGUGAUAAAGCGCCAUAUUGACAUGAAUCGGCAUCAGCUUGAUGUGGGUAAAAUGCGCCACCUUCUGGAAGUACUACGUAAAGAUUUUGAAGAGCCAACCAACAUAUCCACCUCCGGUACAGAGCUCAAAAAAAAGGAGAGUGAUCUGCUUGAUUCAUUCCUACCACAUCUGGAAUCCAGGGGUAAACAAGUUAAGACCAAAAAGGACAAUGACCUGUUCCCUUAUGCGUCACCUAUUAAAUACUGUGAUUCGUCAGAUUAUGCUGAUCCCCUUUUGGUGUCUACACCCUUAUGCUCUCCUGAGACAACCGCUGCCUCUCCAACUAAAACAAAGGAAAAGGAUGGAGAAGAAGACAAUCAGGAGAGGGGCAUUAGCUCUCCUUGGCUCAGUGAGAAUUUUUCUGAUAAUACAAGAAUGGGUGAAGGGGACCAUAAAAAUCAGGUAGGCACAGCUGAGACGGACAAAGAAGUCAGCAAUGAAAACCAGGAAUACACCACUAUAACCAGUGAACAAGAAUGUCAUCAAGACCAAGCUGAAGUCAGUUAUGAUGGACAAUCUAAAGAGCUCGACGAUCUGGGGACACAUUUGUCAGAGUCGCUUCACGUGUCCAACAAUGUGGAGACUGCCACUGAGCAACAUGCGAACACAGUCGCCUCCAUCAGUGAUGACGAGUUCUGAGUUUUGCUGCAGGAAUUGAAUGUCCUUUAAUAAUUUUGUUACCAAGUGAGUGUUUUUUUUCCAGAGUGAAAUGUAGCCUGACAUUUUUGAAAGUAUAGUUUUGUAAAUGUGUUUUAACACUGGUUGUUUUCCAUGUUUUAAAAGCCGCACUGAUAUGGUGUUGUAGUUCUAUCCUGCUUUUUAAAAUCUUUUUACAAAAGCACAAUGAUAUUUUCACAUAAGCAAACAGGGUUUUGUGAGCACACCAGAGACUUGAAUGUCUCAUUUGGGAUAUUGUAAAGUGAGCACAUACUGCCCGUAGUGAACUAUUGCCCCAUAGUAACUAGAAUGAUUAGCACAUUUGCAAAGGAUAGUCCAUAGCACCCCACUGAUGUCAGAUGUGUGGAAUUAGUGGCGUCCUCUAGUCUGAGUGGUUUGCAGAGAGUGUGCCCAGUCAGUGUUAAAUAUAGUGUAGCUGCAGUUUUCAUUUUCAGAUUUCUAGAAAAAACACUUUUGUUGUAAAGAAACGUUUACAUUUUUCUGUGUGUUUGACUUGACAUUAUGCCUCUGAGAUGUAGCUACUAGAAGUUGACCGUCACCAGAAAGUGUCUUUACAAUUGCAAUAAAAUUUUCUAUUCUUCUGAUU
Sebastes umbrosus (honeycomb rockfish) is the source of this 2623-nucleotide messenger RNA. It is a transcript of the gene spata7, whose product is annotated as spermatogenesis associated 7. The transcript has 12 exons. The record is from RefSeq and is a predicted model, not a curated record. NCBI's taxonomy places the organism in Eukaryota, Metazoa, Chordata, Actinopteri, Perciformes, Sebastidae. Gene Ontology annotation, biological process: protein localization to photoreceptor connecting cilium; photoreceptor cell maintenance; protein localization to photoreceptor outer segment. Bases 202 to 1998 code for a protein of 598 amino acids. Gene Ontology annotation, cellular component: photoreceptor distal connecting cilium; axoneme; ciliary basal body.